GAGACGAUAAUCUAAAUAUCUAUCUAUCGUUCUAUCGUUGUUGUUUUUGGGAUUACUGUUCCUCAAUUUUGCGAAUUGAUGAAAAUAAAAAUGGAGUCUGAAAGCUGAGAUUGAGAGAGGAAUGGAGGAAUUGAAAGAGAUGUGCCCUAAAAGAGUACGUUCACACGUGUAAAGAGCUCAUGCUUUUGGCAUUCUCUGACGAGUGUAUAAAGAAUCACUUCAAGCGGAAACUGAUGAAGGAGAUGAUGCUACUGAUGAUGAUUCCUGCCUCAAUUUCGUCGCUUCACCAGAAAUUUCGCAUUCAGUUGCUUUCCAUCGGAGCGAUUCUCGGAAUGAGGUUUUUGUUUUUGAGCUGAAAUUCGUGAAGAGUAGCUUAACUGCUUCGGAAUUUUGCUUUCGGAAGGCGAUUUAUCCAAUUUUUCCUGCAAUUCAAGGCACUGUUCGUCAGAUGUGUCUGGAAGCAGAUGCGUAACAAGUGAGCGAUGGAUGAAAAGGCGAUUUCACGCUCCUUCGCCAUUAAACCUGAGGAGAAGAAUUUCGAUACUCUGUAUCCAAUGUUUUUCGGUGUUUCCUGUGCAUUUUUUGCCCUAAAACUCUUGCCGGAGCCGGAGGAAGACGAUAAGUGGUCGGAGAUCCGGAAUCGGAUGCUUAAAGGCAGUGCUCAUCUUUUGGGGAUGUUCAUAUGGAAAGCGAAAACCGGCGGAUGUGAGCUUCUUCAAAAGCUCGAGAACGCGCAGAAUCAGGUCGUCGAACUGAAGAAACGGCGGAGCGAAGAGGCGAGGGCGAACGAGAAAGUCGUGAGCAUAAUCGCGUCGCGAGAACAGACCUGGUUUGAUGAGAGGAGGAGGCUCCGGCAGCACAUCGGAGCUCUGGUGAAGGAGCUAACGGUAGUGGAGAUGAUGAGAGAAAAAUCGAUGUUGGAAUUGAACCAGAAGUUGAAGGAAAGGGAAGCUCUUUUGCAGGAAAAGGAUAAGUCGAUCGAGGAAGGCGAACAGAGGAGACGAGAAAUCGAAGAGAGGGCGAAGAAGGCGGAAAAGCUCGUCGACGAGCUGACGCAGACGACAAAACUCGAGAACGAACGGCAUUCAAGCGAAAUUCUGAAACACAAGACGGCGUUUAUCGAGAUUGUGUCGAAUCAGCGGCAGCUCGAGGCAGAGAUGGGUCGUGCGCUGCGGCAAGUUGAUGCGUUGAAGCACGAGCUCGAGUCGGUGUCGAAGCAGAAAGAGCAGUCGGUUCUAAUGGCUCAGCGCCUGUCGACGGAGCUUGUCAAGACGCGGAAGGAGUUGGAACAUAAAGACCAGAUUUUAUCGGCGAUGCUGAGGAAAGCCAAGCUCGACGCAGCCGAGAAACAUAUGCUUUUAAAGGAGACGAAGUCGUCGAAGGCGAAGAGGAAGCAAGCUGAGUCGGGGACAGCGAGGUGGAAUGCGUUUUCAGAGGCCAAGAACGAGAGGCAUUCGUUGAGGAACAUGCUCUCGAAGCGCGCAAACGGGAAGGGAUUUCAUUCGAUGGAUGCCGGAAACUUUCGAUCCGCAAAAGGCGAUAAUCAUCGCGCAUAUUCGUAUUCGACGGAGGGGUCCGAGAAACAACGCGACGCGGAGCUGUUGGAGAAUUGGGUUGAUGCGGAGGCGGAGACGCGCGACUGCGCAAUCGAAAGGCACGACCUUGAAAUCGAUGCCUUUGUCGAACAGCUGAGGCUGAAAGACGAAAAAUUGGAAGCCGUCCGGUGGCGAUUGUUGAGUAUGGAACUCGAGUCGAAGAGGCUGCAAUCGCACGUCAAAGGACUCGAUCAUGAGAUUACGGAGCUACGGCAGGAAAAUGAGAAGCUCGAAGCCUUUUUGAUUGAUCGCGACGCCGAGCUACAUUUGCUAAAAGAGCAAUUAGUCCUGCAAUUCAAUCCUCCGAAUCUACAGAAACUGAACUUCAGCUCGUCGAUUCGCGAGGCGACGACGAACCACAGCGCAAUGUGGUCGAAAGUGAAGGUCGUUAAACGAAAAUCGACGCAGAAGAAGCAGGUGAUAGCAGAGGAGAUUUCUAAUGAGAAGGCGGACGAAGUCCCGUCAUCGACGGAGAAGAAAGAGAUAGAACGAGACGGGAAAGUGGCUGCGGUGGACUCGAACAACAAAACGUCGACGUCGACGGGGAAGAAAAGUAGUUCGACAAUGUGGAAGAUGGAUAUCCACGCCCUCGGAGUAUUGUAUAAAAUCAAACGACUCAAGCAACAAUUCGUCAUGCUCGAGCGGUUGGCGGGGAAGCAAGAAAGUUGCGAAAACAGCGAAAGCAGCAGCGACAACGGGCGUUUCGGAGUGAAGGGGUUUUACGCGCUCACAUCGCUCCUGAACAAACAGGUUGAUCGAUACCAAUCGCUGCAGGAGAAAACCGACGAUAUUUGCCAAAGAAUGCACGACAACAAUCUAAACUCCACCGUCGGCGGAGACGUCGACAAUGCUGCUAGACCCGACUACGAAACAAAGAAGCUCGAACACUUUCUCGAGGAAACGUUCCAACUACAGCGAUACAUAGUUGCGACGGGGCAGAAGUUAAUGGAAGUGCAAGCUAGAAUCGCGUCCGGGUUCGUAAAUGAUGCUGCGGAGGACAUCGAAAAGCCCGAGAGUUUCGACAUGAAGCGAUUCGCCGACAGCGUUCGAACGUUGUUCCAGGAAGUUCAACGAGGUCUCGAAAUACGAAUAUCUCGAAUCAUCGGAGACCUCGAAGGCACAUUGGCAUGCGACGGGAUGACAAUUCACCUCAGAAAAUAGUCUCGAUGAUUGAGUUUCGAAGUUCGUAGAUUACUACAAACUUAUAUCGAUCAUUUUGAUUCUAACUAACUUGUGACUGUUUAGUUCUUAUGUUCAGUAUCACAAAAUUCGACUCUCUAAAUUUAUCGCAACCAUUCUAACUAA
Andrographis paniculata is the source of this 2900-nucleotide messenger RNA. Its product is annotated as probable myosin heavy chain ECU04_1000. The coding region runs from base 483 to 2756 and encodes 757 amino acids. Lineage: Eukaryota; Viridiplantae; Streptophyta; Magnoliopsida; Lamiales; Acanthaceae. The transcript is spliced from 5 exons. The record is from RefSeq and is a predicted model, not a curated record.